Molecule: messenger RNA, 5240 nt
Organism: Doryrhamphus excisus (bluestripe pipefish)
Lineage: Eukaryota; Metazoa; Chordata; Actinopteri; Syngnathiformes; Syngnathidae
Gene: atp8b3
Product: ATPase phospholipid transporting 8B3
Biological process (GO): phospholipid translocation; Golgi organization
Cellular component (GO): trans-Golgi network; plasma membrane
Molecular function (GO): ATP binding; ATP hydrolysis activity; magnesium ion binding
Source: RefSeq, a predicted model, not a curated record
CUGUGCUGCCAGGUAAGGUGUAUGGGGAGUACAACCAUGAUACAGGAAACCUCACCUGGGAGCAAAGAGGGAAGGUGGAGUCAGGGACAUGUAGCACCAGUCUCGGCAGAGAGAGGGAAGUGGCUAAUAGUGUAGCGCAUAUAAUGGAAAAACACAUCAACAAUGGUUGUAAUUGAAGAAAGGUGCUUUGUGAGCAAUACGGCAUCUGCUUGCCAUUCACCAUGCUGAGGAGUGCUUGAUCCAAUCACUGCAGCACACACGGUGAACCUUCUACAAAAAGUCAUCAUUAUCAUGGCCAAGGAAAAUGCAGAAUUGGGCCUCACAUGGGAGGUGAGGGCCAACCAGCGUCACUACCACAAACACCAGCAGAAGAAAUCCUUCCUGUGCUUCCACUGGGGACGAUCCUCGGACAACCUGGUGCGCAGCUAUAAAUACUCAGUGCUGACUUUCCUGCCCCUGACACUGUUCGAACAGUUCCAGCAAGCGGCCAAUCUCUACUUCCUCUUCAUGUUGGUGUUGCAGUGUGUUCCUCUCAUCUCCUCCAUCCCGUGGUACAUCUCUAUCAUGCCUCUGUUCAUCAUUCUCUCCGUGCGAGGCACAAAGGACCUCAUCAAUGACAGGGCAAGAAGACGCAGUGACUCUGCGAUCAACUCCCGACCCUGCGAUAUGCUCGUCUCCCAGAGUUUCAGCACAACACAAUGGAAGGAUUUGUGUGUGGGAGAUAUUGUACGCAUCCGCAAAGACCAAAUCAUCCCUGCAGACAUCCUGCUCCUGUGCAGUUCAGACCAUCACAGUUUAUGUUAUGUGGAGACAGCUGAUAUUGACGGCGAGACUAACCUGAAGUACCGUCAGGCUCUCAGUGAAACACACCAUGUCUUGACCUCUGACCCUGCAGAAGCGACACUUGCUAAUUUUGAUGGUGUCAUUUUCUGCGAGGAGCCCAGCGAUCACUUGUACACCUUCAGAGGACAGCUGCACUGGCAGGGACAAUGUCUCCUACUGGACUAUGAGCAUAUUCUGUUGAGAGGGACUGUGCUACGGAACACCCUGUUUGCUUACGGCGUGGUCAUAUAUACAGGCGCUGACACAAAGAUCCUGAGGAACUGCGGGAAACUGCGGGUGAAGGCAAGUCGGCUGGGAAAACUUCUCAACAGGGCAGUGAUAGGGAUAGUUGUGACUUUGCUCCUGACUGGACUUCUUCUGGCCAUCGGCAGUGGUGUGUUCGCGAGCCGGGUCAUGACCCACACAGAGGUUCUGUCUUCUCUGGUUAUCAAUGGCAACCCGGCCUACAAUGGCUUUCUAGUCUUCUGGAGCUACAUGAUCCUGCUCAGCCCGGCUAUGCCACUUGCACUCUUCAUCACGUUUGAGAUGAUCCACACGAUCCAUAGCAAGUUUAUCGGUUGGGAUUUGGAGAUGUACUGGCCUGAGACAGACCGCCCAGCACAAGCCCGCAACACCUCCUUAUGUGAGGAGCUGGGCCAGGUGGAAUACCUGUUGAGUGACAAGACUGGGACCCUGACCCAAAAUCGUCUGCUCUUCCGUCAGUGCUGCAUAGCUGGGGAGAUUUAUGGUGAUGCAUCAGUAAGGGCCAAGGACACAGAGCCUAUGGACCUGAGCUGGAAUCCUUUCUCACGUGGAGGUCUGUUCAUGUGGGCUCCUACCCUGGUGGGGCGUCUCCGAGCACAGCAGUGUGAGACCAUAAGACAAUUCUUCACAGCGCUGACUGUGUGUCAUACUGUCAUGGCUGAAUGGAAGGAGGACGUUCCAGUUUACCAAGUGGCAUCUCCAGACGAGGAAGCUCUUGUUGGUGCUGCCAGGGAGUUAGGCUGGGUCUUCCUGUCCAGAACCAGAGACGCCAUCGUCGUCUCCGAGCUGGGAGUGACUCGUCAUUAUAAGCUGCUUGCAUUACUUGACUUCACCAGCCAGAGGAGGCGGAUGUCUGUACUGGUCCAGGAACCAGAGGGCGGUUUAAAACUUUACUGCAAGGGAGCUGAUAUAGUGAUACUGGAGAGGCUACAAAAGGAUUGUCCACAUCAGGAGAUGACUGAACAAGCCUUGGAGCUGUUUUCCCAGGCCUGUCUGAGGACUUUGUGUAUCGCGGUUCGAUCAGUUGCUGAAGCAUCCUGGGAGCAGUGGCGUAUAACUCUGGCCAGGGCUGUUGCCAUGGCGAACUGUGACCGUGACGCUCUGCUGGAGAAGCUUUAUGAUGAGAUGGAGCAAGAGCUGCAGCUUCUGGGAGUUACAGGCAUAGAGGACCGACUCCAAGAGGGCGUUCCAGAGACGAUUGCUAUGCUUGCACAGGCUGGGAUUAAAGUAUGGGUGCUAACCGGGGACAAAAAAGAGACAGCAGUCAACAUUGGCUAUUCUUGUAAACUACUGGAUCCUGAUACAAGAUUAAUAGAAUGGCAGGAGUUGAGACACAUCCUGCAGUCCCCAGACCCCGAAGUUAGUUUCCAAAAGACCCAAGAGGCUCAGCUGUGGGCUGUUGAAAAGGACAAAGCCAGAGCAAAGACAGCGAUGGUCCUGACUGGUCCUGAACUGACAGAGUUUGACCAGCAACCACAAUGGGGGUCCACGUUCAUGAGCCUGGCCAAACAGUGUCAGUCAGUGUUGUGUUGCCGGGUGACACCUGGACAGAAGGCCAACAUUGUCACUUUGGUCCGGAACCACACCAGAUCAAUUACACUGUCCAUCGGAGAUGGCACCAAUGAUGUCAACAUGAUCAAGACAGCUCACGUUGGUGUGGGUUUGACAGGAGUGGAGGGAGGCCAAGCUGUGCAAAACGCAGACUUUGCCUUGUCCCAGUUCAGGUUCUUGCAGAGGCUACUGCUGAUCCAUGGGCGCUGGUCUUAUCGACGCAUCUCCCUCUUCUUGCGUUACUUCUUGUUUAAGACCUGUAGCUUUGCGCUUGUGCACGUAUGGUUUGGCAUCUUCAACGGCUUCAGUGCUCAGUCAUUAUAUGAGACAUGGUUUAUUGGUUUGUACACAGUCUUCUACACCGGAUCCCAGGUUCUGUUAGUGGCCUUCUUUGAAAAGGAUGUGAGUGCUGAAAACAGCCUAAAAUGGCCAGAGAUCUACAAAUCUGGACAGAGGCAGGAGCUUUUCAGUCCUCUGGUCAUAUUUGCCUCUCUAGUUUAUGCCGUCUACGCUUCAUUUGUUUUCUUCUUCAUCCCAUGUGGAGUUUAUUUCAACACGGCUUUUGACUACCAGACCAUGGCAGUCACUGUGUCCAUGGCAGCAACAUUUACUGCCACCAUUGAGAGUGUGUUGAUGAGUAGGCACUGGACAAAGUACAACAUUGGAGCCGUGUGCUAUUCUCUGCUCAUGUUCUUUACCUGCACCAAGAUCACACAAAGCAAGUUCCUGUUUGAGCAAGCACCUCUGGACUACCUGUUUUUCGGCGCGUCCGAUGAGGCCUUCAGUGAUCCAGUCGUAUGGCUCACAGCUCUGCUCACAGCUUGGACAGCUGUGUUGCCUUCAGUGACUUUCCAGGCAGUCUGUGUCAUACGCCCCAACCCUGACAAACAUAGGGUCCACAGCAGGACUACUCAGCCGGUAGAACUGAAAUCAAAAUUGAAAAGAGGAUCCUCUCUCCGCCGUUCCUCAUUUGCUGUUUCUCAAGGACCCGUGCCUGAACGCCUCAUCUCCUCAGGCAUUCGAAACACAGUCAUGGAUACAUAGUCAUAGGCUUAAAGCCAAAAAGGGCCUACACAAUGAACUUGUGAUGAACUUGUUACUCACAAGAAGAAAUGAAGACAAAUAUUUCAACCAUUUUGAGCAACAGUUUGCCUAUAGAACUUGCAUGCAUUGCCAUCUGUUUAAAAAUACUGUCUUUUGUCAGCAUUGUACAGGCAUCCCUCGCUACAUCAUAGUUCGAACAUCACUCCGUCACUCUUAUUGCAGUUUUUCAAACAUUAAUUAAUGGCUGCUCUUUUGUGGUUGACUAUGGGGUAAUAUUAGUCAGAAUAUAUGCAUGUUUAAGCACAUUACAUAUAUUCUUUGACAAUUAAGCAUCACUAAGCACAAAAAUGGCUAAAUGUAGAACCAAUUAAGUGUGAUAAACAAGAGAUUGCUGUACUCCUUUAUUCAUAUUGAGUAAUAAGGCCACACUCAAGUCCGGCAUAGGUGUAAUAAUCCAGUUUUGAUUCCAACUUGAGUCUGUGAUAUUCAGUCCAGCUCAACACAUACUUUUGAGCCAUUUUGAGGCAAAUUGUUAAAACUAUACUUGUAUAAAUGCAAUAUUAUGGCCCUCCAUACUAUCCCUAAAAUAUUUUUCCUGUGUCAUUGUUCUGUGUGACCAACACAGACCUGUGAAGUUGCCUCGUCCUGUUGUGUUGAAAGUAAUUACUAAGUACUUUUAAUGUCACACCAGACACUGUCACUGCCCUCAUCUUAAUUACGCCAUCGUGGGAUGCUGCGUGUUGUGUGAAUGCACAUUUCUGUUAAUCCGUAAUAGCUGGAUUCUGUGUGAAAUGCACAAUAAAUUGGCUUCAAUGCGCCAGUUUUGCCAGGUGUAUGUGAAAGAGACUUUUAUUGUUUAUGAAACUAAUUACCAGAUUCACCCGAAUGUAAGACUAUUCCAUAUAAGACAACCACUCUUUUUCCAGACCUAUUUUUUGUUCAAUGUUGGUGAAUAACUGAUAGUUGGCCCACUGUGAUGACUUUCCUUCAUUGAUUACGAUUAACUUAAAAUUAGCUUUAUAACUAGUCCUUUGUUGUUUGUUAACUUGCACUACUAACAACCUAACAACCCUUGACACACUGUGUGUGUGUGUGUGUGUGUGUGUGUGUGUGUGUGUGUGUGUGUGUGUGCAUGUGCGUGAAUGACUGAAAGAAAAGCUCUGACUUGCUUCAGGAGAAUGAAUUUUAAACCUGUUAACCCCACAACCACCACCACUAAAAAUAUAUAUAUUUGUGUCAAUACAGUAGAUAUUUCAUUACAUUCUUGUAAUUCUGGCUUUUCUCAAAGUUGACUGUCUUCUUAAAACCAACUCUUUCCGCCUUUUGCUGAGGUCAGAGGGCAUUCCUCUAACAUCAAUACAAGCACAACAAACCACAAAAAAAGUUUUUUGUGUUUUUACAAUUGUUUUAUUUUGUUAAUUUAUUUCAAAACACGCAAUUUUUACCCAUGUUAUCCUUUGUCAGAUUUUAUUUUUCUGUAACAGUUAUUACUCAGAUUUUUUUCCAUUCAUUUCUAAAAAGUCUCAGCUAGAGUGGAACUAAAAAGUCUUCCACAGGCU